AUGGCAAGAUGGCUUUUGGCUCUAGCAGAAUAUGACAUCACUUGUGUUACUCCCAAGGCUAUUAAGAGCCAAGCACUUGCAGAGUUACUGGCCCAAUUCCCAUCUGGUGAACAUGAACCUGCAGAGGUAUCUCUAUCAGGUGCGGUCCAUGUCUCAGCAGCUACAGUUGAGGCUUAUUGGGACUUGAAAUUUGAUGGUGCUUCGGGAGCUGGGAAAGGCGGAGCUAGCAUAACACUAACUAGUGAAGUAGGAGAGAAGUUUCAUCUAUCAUAUAGGCUUGAUUUUGAAUGUUCAAACGAGGCUGAAUAUGAGGCGUUGAUACUGGGUCUAAUCGCUGCCCAAAAGAAGGGACUCCGCAAGUUGAAAAUUUUAGGCGACUCCGAGUUAAUUGUCAGGCAAACAAUGGGUGAUUUCGCCUUAAAGGAACCUCUGUUGGGCUCAUAUCGCACCGUGGUUCAAGGGUUGCUCACUCAAUUUGAUGAUGUCGAAAUCCAGCAUACCCCUCGAACACACAACCGUUUCCCCGAUGUCUUGGCUACAUUGGGGGCAAAGGUGGAUAUACCAGAUGAUAGUAUAGCCAUCGUCAUCGAGAAAAGAACAACACUAGCAGUGUUAGCCGAAGAGCAUACCGAGCAAGAUGCUGAGGGAUGGAAAGCCGAUAUAAUCCAACAGAACAGUUGA
Messenger RNA from Camellia sinensis, 681 nucleotides. The record is from RefSeq and is a predicted model, not a curated record. NCBI's taxonomy places the organism in Eukaryota, Viridiplantae, Streptophyta, Magnoliopsida, Ericales, Theaceae.